AUGCUGGGAAAGAGGUACCCUGGUGCCCCUCCCUCGCUCCUGAUGACUAAGGAGCCAACUGUGCACUAUCAUCCCGGGCGGGAGAAACCUAUCCCCUUCGCCGUCACCGUGGGCAGCAUAGCAUCAUCCAUCAUCGCAGGAGCACCCCAGCCUCAGUCCCGAGUCUCGCGCCUCCCGCAUGUGCAGCACUGA
This is a messenger RNA of Diaporthe citri, 192 nucleotides long. RefSeq lists its product as uncharacterized. Bases 1 to 192 code for a protein of 63 amino acids. Lineage: Eukaryota; Fungi; Ascomycota; Sordariomycetes; Diaporthales; Diaporthaceae. The transcript is spliced from 2 exons. The record is from RefSeq and is a predicted model, not a curated record.